AUGGACGACAAAGCGGCCGUUGCAGCCGCACUCCAGAAGCGUGAUGUAGAAAGUCUUGGCAAACCUCGGUAUGAAAAGGUUUACUUGGUGUUUACUGGCGCUGCGGAUCGAAAUAAGAUAGCCGAAGGAAUGUCACAGUAUUUACAGCGCGCAGAGAAGCAUAAUCCUGCCUUGCCGGCCGAUUGGAGGAAGCGAACGGAAUGGUUCCAAACGCAGACCAACGUGAUGGGAAAAGCCGUUGCCCAUGAACGUUGGUACAAGGACCUCAGCCCAGGCCGGAAUCUUCCAGUGGCUACAGGAAAAACCUUGCUUGCAUCAAUCGCCAAAACUGCAAGUCAAAAGCCUUCUAUCGACAUUUUCCAGCUUGCUCCAUGCAGAGACACAGAUGUUUGGGACUUCAUAAACAUGUUACCAAACAUCAAUGUCUACCACCUCUUCUAUGGAUACAACUCCCGUCAAGGAUCUGCGUACGAGGGCAUGAAGCCUGCAGAAAGCUUGGCCCUGGCUGAGAGACAAGCCAAUUUUCAUGCAACACUCCAGCAACAUCUCCAGACUAAGCACCCGAUUGCUCGGUUAAUCUUUACCCAAAAUGUUCCAACAUUCUCGAACCCUGGAGCUGGCUCUCAGUCCCUUGCUUGGUGCAAGCGAUACUUCCCCGAAACAGAUAUUAAAAUGUCUCUUCGUGACCCUUUCUGGACCAGCCUUAUCAAAGAAGCCAAUCCAUAUGCUGCCAAGGAGGUACAGCUGAAGAACAUACCAGCCGACGAGGACGAGUUUCUCAACCUGGUUGUCAACGCCCGCUUAGACGACAAUAAUUUCCGCAAAAGCGUUCACGCCAUGCUUGAGAGUGCCGCUAGAAGCGAGACCUUCAAGGAACAUUCCCAAAGAUCCCACUAUCGUGUGGCGAAUAUAUUAGUGGGGGAGUUCGCUGGAGAGCCUGCGCCGACAUUAGAAUUAGGCGACGCUAACCAUAUAACUGCUGUUUUGGAAUACCUUGAUACCGAGAUGAGAGGCGCUCGAGGUAGAAGUGCAGGCAAACUCCAACCUGCUAGUUGCGAUAAGAGUGGCAAGGACCCCAGGCAGCCUCCAAACGUGAUAAUCGGGACUAGACCAAGCAAUAGCGGCUGGGUUCUUACGGGGUGUGAUGUUACACAAACUCGUAAUAAUAUAGAGCGAUUACUUCAACAAAGGUAA
Messenger RNA from Colletotrichum graminicola M1.001, 1194 nucleotides. RefSeq lists its product as uncharacterized. The record is from RefSeq and is a predicted model, not a curated record. The transcript is spliced from 2 exons. Lineage: Eukaryota; Fungi; Ascomycota; Sordariomycetes; Glomerellales; Glomerellaceae. The coding region runs from base 1 to 1194 and encodes 397 amino acids.